AUGUCUUCCAAUCGAGUCAAAGUGCGUCUUGUUCCAGGUUGCUCCGACGGUGAUCCCCUCCACGUCCCCGCGCCUGGAGUGCACACCCAGGUCAAUCCUCCGACACUCUAUCUGGAAAAGAUCGGACAACAGUGGAUGCAGAGUCGAGGUGAGGCUAGGCCACGCGUACAUUACAUACUCGAAGCUCUCCCAUUCGGGUACACUUUGUGGCAGCGUCCUCGACCGUCAAAUCCAAGUCAUGUUGACAGGUACUUGUACGGCCACCCUGGAAAGAAGCCAUUCGACUCACCGAAUCGCUUCUAUCCUCACUUCGAGCACCUCAUGAACAAUGAUGGCAACAGUAUGGGUUGUCCAUGCACUCUCUGCAGUGGCAGUUCAGGCGCGCUCUCAAGGGCCACGACUACGCCAAACAGCUCUCGCACGCAAACCUCGAGCGUAGCGUCUUCUCGAAAGCCCAACUCUUCCGCUCCAACCCAGAGCCGCCAUUCCAGCGCCCAUAGUGCUCAAGGAUUGCCGCUCGCAUCAAUACCCAGCUCAACGCAAUACAAAGGCCGUCCGAAGAAGAUUACUGCGGGUCUUGACAGGACUAACGUCGAUAGUGAGGGCACGCCAGAUGUAUACAGGAAUCUUAUCGACAAGCUCCGCCGCCAUCAGCAAGUAGAUCAAGCUAUCGAAGAGCCAUUGAGUCCAGACUGGCGAGCUGAGCAAGAGCUUCUUCCCAGAUUGCUGCAUGACAUCAAGACCCAAGAGCAAUGGGUUCCCCGGACUGGCGACAUUAUCUUAUAUACACGAAGCCUGACGGAGAAUCUUGACUUAGUUCGACCACGAGGCAGCGGCGAGAUUCAAGUAUAUGAUGCGCAGCGCGAUCAAUAUCUCGGUACCCCACUAUGGGAAGCUGGUAUAGUGACAGAGACGGCUACUGGCAUCACGGUCGUCGACCUCGUCGAUCCUGUCAAGGACAAGGGUGUGUCUACCUCCGGCUUGCGUGUUGAACCAAUCCCAAACCCAAACGGUUCAGACAAGUCUCUAUCCAAGAAACACAAGUACGUCUUCUUGCGACAGACACGUCCGUUCGUUCUUUGGAGAGACCUGUUACGCCACAUCCCUCACGACGACUGGCACGCUACCAUCCUAAACGCUCUAACCCUCAUGUCCACCCUCUCCCUUUUAGGUAAGCAUCGCUUCCGUGGAACCUGGCCUAAUGCGAGCGUCUAUUGUCAUGGCAUUUAUGUCGGGUCUGAACUACUAGCAGUGGGUGAUACCGUUCGCCUACUCCCCAACACACAGUCUAGCCAGUCUAGAUGCACUGAUGUCAUGAGCAUCAAGUCUAUCCGACUGAAGUGGACCAACUUGGACAAGGCCUCGAACAACGAUUACGAUGAGGGCCGACCUUACAACUCGGAGAUCUGGAUAUACGGCUCAGCAUAUACCAGCGAUAGUUCACGCUGCAACAAGCUCUGGGUUACAGAGCAGAACGUCGAAGCUCCCCGUGUAGCAAACGGUUAUGCGCAAUGGUUUCCGUUACACCCUGCUGACAAGGAGCUUGCUAUACCCUAUUCUCGCGUCCUUGGCCGCCUGUAUGAGCGUGACGCGAUGACUUACUUCCUCCGAGCCCAACUUGGCCAUCUUCCGAACCUCGACGCUGGCCGAGAAGCUGUAGUAUAUGCGCGCUCCGCUUCACGGAAACACGAUUCGCGGAUAGCCCAAGAGCCCGACGCCACAUGGUACUGGGGCGAUGAUCGAGCUGAUGCUCUGAAUUUGCGCACGAUCAAUGGCUGUGAGGUCUCGAGAUUCGAUUCAGACCGCGACGUCAAAGACCUCCGCCGGAAUCUCCACGUCCUCGAUGGAAUAGCGAACGAAGGCGCGAAGUACGCGGAGCAGUAUGCACUACUCAGUAGCAGGGGAUUACGUGGCUUCUUGGCGCCAGCAUUGCCGUCAGGAACGAGCUCGCUUACAUUAUCGAGUGAAGAGGGAAGCACCUCUUCUACAGCAAGCCAGGGCGAACCUCCUCGAAAGCGCACGCACAUGGUCGACAUGGGGGACGAAGACGAAGGCGAUGGCUUCGAUGGUGAGGAAGAAGAAGGCGACAUCGAUGACGAGAUCCGACAGCACACAACGGUUGUGGACGAAGAUCGCGGACGUCCAAAUAAGAAGGCCAAGGUGAUGGUUGUAAUCGAUUAG
Molecule: messenger RNA, 2181 nt
Organism: Alternaria atra
Lineage: Eukaryota; Fungi; Ascomycota; Dothideomycetes; Pleosporales; Pleosporaceae
Exons: 2
Coding region: 1-2181 (726 amino acids)
Biological process (GO): silent mating-type cassette heterochromatin formation
Cellular component (GO): SHREC complex; rDNA heterochromatin
Source: RefSeq, a predicted model, not a curated record